ACAUGCAACUACACAGACACAAGAGAGAGAGACGCAGAGAAACAGAGACGGAGGGAGUUACUGUGACAAACGGGAAGUAUUUCAGAGAGGCACUGAGUUAGCCACCUGUGAGCUCCACACACACUUCAGUGUUCAGUGACAGCAGUUCACUGCGAGAGAGGUGGAGGAGCAGGUUAGGUGUAGCAACUUUAUAGAUUCCCGAUGGCGUCUGGUCCUGGUAGCAGAGUGGAGGAACAGCCACCAGCUCUGCCUGCCAAACAGCACAGGCUCCUUUCCUCCAGAUGCUCCAGUGUGGAGUUGGACUGUGCGAUGCUGAGCCCUGUUGCACUCCACUAUCAAAACUACACAUGCGACGAAGUCUUCCCCGAACCCACUGACUGUCAUGCCACCCAGUGCCCCAUACACCAGCGCUACGAUCCCUCCAGACACCAGGUGAGAUUUUUCUCCGAUGGCACCCCGCCGCCUGUUCCAAAGAAGAGGUUGGCUCGCACCCUCUCCCUCCCUGGCAACAAUGCGCCUCAACUCUCUCCUCUGUCUCCACUGCAAAUACACCCUCAAAACUUCGACAACCCCCUGUACAUGCUGGCACCCAUACCCGACACCCGAUUCGACGAGGACGCAGAAGAGUUCGGAGCAUCCACUGGGAGUCCUGUCCCCUUGCUGUCCUUCUCCCAGCUGUCCUUUGACACCCCGGACGAACACCUGCCCUACCUCUUCGGCGGGUUUGACAACCAGAGGAUCGUUUCUCAGGGGAUCCAGUGUCGACAUUUACUCUUUCUGAGGAGCACGGCUCAGAGCGUGGAGGCUGGGAUCACGCUGCAGGGAGGGGCCACGGAGAGGGACGUCAGCUCAUACCGGCCUCAGGAUUUCCUGCUGCGUGAGGGCAACGAGCCAGAACAGAUCGGAGACACGGUUUACUAUAGCCUGCACAGCCCCAAGCUCCCAGGAAGGAUGCUUGGUUUAAGGGUACUCAAACAGCCUGAUGGAGCUUCAUCAGAUCAAACCAAACACAAGCCGUCACACGUCAACGUGCAAGAUGUUAUCGCUCAUUUCCAAGGAAGCAGCUCCCUGAGGAAUGAUUCCAGAAAUUUUCAAACUCAAGACCCCUCUCAUCCUUUUAAGUCAGACUGCACUGCUGCUCAACCACGAGGUGGAGGCAGCAGUGAGUGUGCAGCAGCUCAUGUAAGCAUUAAUCUGACCUCAGUUCAGUCUUUCCUCCAGAAAGGGCUCCUGGUGAGCGUGGAGAGAGACCUGCCUCGCGCCACUCUAGAGGACUUCGUUCAGGACCACAGCUCGCUGCAGAGCACAGAUUGUUCGCAUUAUGACAGACGGGUAUGUGCUCUGCUGCUGCAGAUAUUAACGGGCUCACAACAUCUGUACAACAUCAGCGCCACCGCAGUUGAGCUCAGACCUCGGAGGAUCUUUUUAGUGUGGCCCAGCAGGGAGAAUGAAGAGGGAGAAAAGGAGCUAGAACACGACGCCUCUGAAACGGAGAGAGGCCACAAGAGCAGCAGAUGGAAAGAGGAAAUGGAGUGGGGAAACACGGAGGAAAAAGGAAAGAUCCAGAUGUUAUGGAGGACACACGGUUCCCCUCGUGUGGUGUUAACACCGCUAUCGCCUGCUACAUCCGUACCUAACCCCCUCAGCUACAUCAAAUCUCAGAUAGGAGCCUUAAUUCAAUACUGCCUCCACUCACAAGACAGCCUGACACCUCUGGACUCAGGUCCAAACAUGUCCACGUCCUCACACCGAAGGGGCUUGUUUACCUGGCCUCUCGGCUGCAGAGUGAGCGCAGCGGGCCACAGAUGGCCGACAUGGUGGCCCUGCUUCAGGUUCUCCUCUGGGGGCCGCAUGUCUCACUCUUCAAACACAGAGGCUCCAUGACCACCGCCGUGCACAACUGGCUGACGGUGAAGCGAGCUCUGCUGGUGAUGAAGUUGGCAGAGAGAGGGCUGAUCCAGGAUCAGUCUGCUCUGGAUUGGGAGGACUGCAUGUGCCUGCAGUACCUGUCGUUUGCAGACCCUGAGACAGUUGUGAGCAUCACUAGUCAGCUAUGGCUCUGAAAAAGGACAGUCCAUGUUGAAAUUAUAAAGCUACAGUCCAACAUAGCAAGCUGUAAACUGUCAUACUGUAUUAUGUACAAAUAAUACAAAAAUACAUGAAGAAUGUGAAUUAGGGCACAAUAUAAUGCUCCUCAAUGAAAAAUUGAUUUAACAAAUUGCUGCAUAAUCAUAAAAAAGGUGUUUUCUCAAUCAGCUCUUUACGCUAAGUGAUGGAAUUGUAAAUUAACAAACUAUUUUUGUACUUCUGUUUUUCUCUACCAUUUAAAUUAUUGUGCGAAAGUUCUCUUGCUUGUUCUCAGUAAAUCAAUUGUACAUUUUUUCUUAA
Messenger RNA from Anoplopoma fimbria (sablefish), 2388 nucleotides. RefSeq names its product PEAK family member 3 (gene peak3). The record is from RefSeq and is a predicted model, not a curated record. Bases 202 to 1884 code for a protein of 560 amino acids. The transcript has 4 exons. Gene Ontology annotation, biological process: protein phosphorylation. NCBI's taxonomy places the organism in Eukaryota, Metazoa, Chordata, Actinopteri, Perciformes, Anoplopomatidae. Gene Ontology annotation, cellular component: actin cytoskeleton; focal adhesion. Gene Ontology annotation, molecular function: protein kinase activity.